GCGGCGCCCAGCCGGCGCCACGUCUGCCCCAGCACGUUGUCUCCGGUCCCCGCAGCCGCUUCCCCAGUCCGCGAGGGGCGCAGUGCUGGAGCCGCGGCCCACGGGAGCAGACCGAGAACGUCAUGGGCAGCGCAGCCCUGCGCCCCGCCUCCGCGCUGCUCCCGCUGCUGCUGCUCCUGCUCGGGGCCGAGCGGCCGCGGGGCGCUGAGCUCACCUUCGAGCUGCCGGACAACUCCAGGCAGUGCUUCCACGAGGAGGUAGAGCAGGGCGUGAAGUUCUCCCUGGAUUACCAGGUCAUCACUGGAGGCCACUACGAUGUUGACUGCUAUGUGGAGGACCCUCUGGGGAACACCAUCUACAGGGAAACCAAGAAGCAGUACGACAGCUUCACGUACCGGGCUGAGGUCAAGGGCGUUUAUCAGUUUUGCUUCAGUAAUGAGUUUUCCACCUUCUCUCACAAGACCGUCUACUUUGACUUUCAAGUGGGCGAUGAGCCUCCCAUUCUCCCAGACAUGGGAAACAGGGUCACUGCUCUCACCCAGAUGGAGUCCGCCUGUGUGACCAUUCAUGAGGCUCUGAAGACAGUGAUUGAUUCUCAGACGCAUUACCGGCUCCGGGAGGCCCAGGACCGGGCCCGAGCUGAAGACCUGAAUAGCAGAGUGUCUUACUGGUCUAUUGGCGAGACGAUCGCCCUGUUUGUUGUCAGCUUCAGCCAGGUGAUGCUGCUGAAAAGCUUCUUCACAGAAAAACGACCCGUCAACAGGCCAGUCCACUCCUAGCCAAUGCAUCCUGCCCUUGGGUCCUUCACACCCUUCUAGGUCACAGGCUCCUGCUGGGCUGGGAGUGCCACCCAGGGUGAAGGCAGAGCUGCAUGGAGGAAAGCACAGGGUGAUGUGCUAGUGUGGCAGCACCUUGCUUUCCCUGCAGAUGUCUGGUCCUUGAACCCCAGCACUUGACUCUCGGAGUCCAGUAAUCUGAAGGCAUCCAUGGGGCAGUUCAGGGCUCUGCCUCUGCUCCUGGAUGCAUAGGUCAUUUGGCUUGUGUGUCCUAUCCUGUCCGGAGAAGGAGGUGGCUCUCAGUUCUGCUCUUUCCUUCCAUGGGGCUUCCUGUACUUUAGAAAACCAGGGCCUUGGAGCAGCUUUGCAGAUCUGUGCAUCCCAGGUGAGCAAUGGUGUCAGCCAUGUAAGCAAGACCAAAAUGGUGACUGGGUACCCAUUGUUAGCUAUGUAUCUGUCUCCUGGGAGCUGGAACUCUGGCUAAUAAAAACUAAGUGUGAGU
Molecule: messenger RNA, 1278 nt
Organism: Cynocephalus volans (Philippine flying lemur)
Lineage: Eukaryota; Metazoa; Chordata; Mammalia; Dermoptera; Cynocephalidae
Gene: TMED3
Product: transmembrane p24 trafficking protein 3
Exons: 3
Coding region: 123-779 (218 amino acids)
Biological process (GO): intracellular protein transport; endoplasmic reticulum to Golgi vesicle-mediated transport; Golgi organization
Cellular component (GO): COPI vesicle coat; endoplasmic reticulum; COPII-coated ER to Golgi transport vesicle
Source: RefSeq, a predicted model, not a curated record